CUACACAUAGACUCUGCUCAUAGGUCACUGCGAAAGUAAUAUUACACCGAAUUAUCUGUAGAUUUUACAAGAAAAAGAACCACUGAACAAUUCACAGUCGCGCCCGUUAGGGCGCCAUCCUUGCCUUUCCGCGCACGCUAUAACCUAAUCGUUAAUUAGACAAUACCUUAGGCAUUGACUUUGCAAAGGAAAAAUGGCUGACCCCCGCUCUCAGCUCCCGCGCACCACGCGCGUGAAGAACAAGCAGCCAGCGGACAAGCAAAUUACAGCGGAGCAGCUGCUUCGUGAGGCUAAGGAAAUCCAGCUUGAGGAUGACUACAAGGCUCCCAAGCAAAUUAUUACGGACCCGGAAGAGCUCAGCGAGUACCGUCUUUCCAAGCGGAAGCAUUUUGAGGAUCUUGUUCGUCGCGUUGGGAGAUUUAAUGGAGGCGUUUGGGUCAAGUACGCGACAUGGGAGGAGCAGCAGAAGGACUUCCGCCGCGCCCGAUCCGUGUGGGAGCGCGCGCUGGCCAUCGAGUACCGCAACGUCAGCAUGUGGCUCAAGUACGCGGAGAUGGAGAUGCGGCACCGCUUCGUCAACCACGCUCGCAACGUGUGGGACCGCGCGGUGUCGCUGCUGCCCCGCGUGGACCAGCUGUGGUACAAGUACAUCCACAUGGAGGAGAUGCUGGGCAAUGUGGCGGGGGCGCGGCAGGUGUUCGAGCGGUGGAUGCGGUUCGAGCCGGACCACACGGGAUGGAUGGCGUACGUGCGGUUCGAGCUGAGGUACAACGAGGUGGAGCGGGCUCGCGGCAUCAUGGAGCGCUACGUGCAGAUCCUGCCCAGUGUCAAGUCCUGGGUUCGCUACGCCAAAUUCGAGAUGCAGAACGGCGAGGUGGCGCUGGCGCGGAGGUGCUACGAGCGCGCGGUGGAGGAGCUGGGGGAGGAUGGACAGACGGAGGAGUUCUUCAUCAAGUUCGCCGAGUUCGAGGAGAAGGCGCGGGAGGUGGAGCGGGCGAGGGCCAUAUACCGGUAUGCGCUGGACCACAUACCCAAGUCCUCCGCCCCCACGCUGUACAGCCGGUUCGUGGCGUUUGAGAAGCAGCACGGGGACCGCGAGGGCAUUGAGCAGGUGGUGGUGAGCAAGCGGAGGUUCCAGUACGAGGAGGAGCUGGCCAAGUCGCCGUACAACUACGACACCUGGUUCGACUACAUCAAGCUGGAGGAGGGGACGGGGGACGUGGAGCGCACGCGGGAGGUCUACGAACGCGCCGUGGCCCAGCUGCCCCCCUCCUCCUCCGACAAGCGCUUCUGGCGGCGCUACAUCUACCUGUGGCUCAAGUACGCGCUGUACGAGGAGCUGGAGGCGGGCGACGUGGAUCGAACCCGCGACGUGUACCGGGCGGCACUUGAGCUCAUUCCGCACAAGCAGUUCACGUUUGCAAAGAUGUGGUUGUUGGCUGCCAAGUUUGAGAUCCGUCAGCGCAACGUGGAGGGAGCUCGGCGGCUGCUGGGGCGGGCGCUGGGCAGCUGCCCCAAGGAGAAGCUCUUCAAGAGCUACAUCGAGCUGGAGCUGACCAUGGGGCAUGUGGAGCGUGUCCGCAAGCUGUACGAGAAGUACCUGGAGUGGCGCCCCUCCAAUGUGGGCGCAUGGGUGCGCUGGGCGGAGCUGGAGCGCAGCCUGGGCGAGGGCGGCAGGUGCCGCGCGCUGUACGAGCUGGCCAUUGCACAGCCGCUGCUGGACAUGCCGGAGGCGCUGUGGAAGUCGUACAUUGAUUUCGAGAUCUCGGAGGGCGAGCGCGAUCGUGUACGGCUGCUGUACACCCGCCUGCUGGACCGCACCAAACACGUCAAGGUGUGGCUGUCCUUCGCCAGGUUCGAGUCAGCGCCGAUGCCGGUGCUGCAGGGAGGGGAGGCGGAGGCGGCGGGAGAGGACGGGCAACCCCAGCAGCCCCCCUCCGAAGGUCCCGAGUCCGCCCCCGCCCGCGCCGCCCGCGCCCGGGGUGUGUACGAGCAGGCCUUCCGCUCCGUGCGUGACGUGGCUCCCGAGGCCAAGGAGGAGGCGGUGAUGCUGCUGGAGGCGUGGAAGGCGUUCGAGGAAGAGCAGGAGUGGAGCCCCCCCUCCGAGCGGUCUCGGCGAGUGGCCGAGGUGGAGAAGAAGAUGCCUCGCCGCGUGAAGCGGAAGCGGGCGGUGACAACAGAGGAUGGACACGAGGUGGGUCAGGAGGAGUACUACGACUAUAUCUUCCCCGAGGAGGGCGCCGCGGCACCCGGGCUCAAGCUGCUGGAGGCGGCUUACCGCUGGAAGCG
Messenger RNA from Astrephomene gubernaculifera, 2289 nucleotides. The record is from the annotation of a GenBank genome assembly. NCBI's taxonomy places the organism in Eukaryota, Viridiplantae, Chlorophyta, Chlorophyceae, Chlamydomonadales, Astrephomenaceae.